Messenger RNA from Mirounga angustirostris (Northern elephant seal), 4193 nucleotides. RefSeq names its product Ras and Rab interactor 3 (gene RIN3). Gene Ontology annotation, biological process: vesicle-mediated transport; signal transduction. The record is from RefSeq and is a predicted model, not a curated record. Gene Ontology annotation, molecular function: small GTPase binding; guanyl-nucleotide exchange factor activity. The transcript has 10 exons. Lineage: Eukaryota; Metazoa; Chordata; Mammalia; Carnivora; Phocidae. Bases 275 to 3307 code for a protein of 1010 amino acids. Gene Ontology annotation, cellular component: cytosol; endocytic vesicle.
GCUUCUGACAAAACCCCCUUGACCACCAAGGCCAGCCUCUUCCUGAAAGCCCCGCUCGCUCCGAUACAGGAAGUGGAAGCGAGCAAGCGCCCGAGAGCGCGGCGGCGGCGGCGGCGGCGGCGGCGGCUUCCCACUCGGCGCGGGGCUGGCGGCGGCGCCCGGCCGGGCCCUUCCCGAGGGCCAGCGCCAGGGCCAUGCGGGCGCCCGGGCCACGGCGGCCCGCGCCGCCUGGCGCCUGAGCCCCUGCGUCCACCGUCCCGGAGCUGCCGGCGGCAUGAUCCGACGGGCCGGAGCGCCCGCGCGCGGGGACCCCGCGGGUCCUAUUCCAGAUGUUGGCAAAGGAGAGGGAGAGGAAGAGGAGGAGGAGGAUGGCGUCGGGCCUUGUCCGCCGGUCGCCCCGAAGAAUUGCCUUCUCCAGCGGGGCAUCAGUGUCCUGGAGAAGCUCAUCAAGACGUGCCCUGUGUGGCUGCAGCUCAGUCUGGGCCGGGCGGAGGCAGCCAGGAUCCUGCUGCAGGAGGCGGCUGGGACGUUCCUGGUCCGUCGGGACAGCGGCUUAAAGCACCUGGUGCUCUGUGUCCACUUCCCUUCCCUCAACGAGGGCUCGUCCGAGGUGCUCGAAUACACCGUUAAAGAAGAAAAAUCGAUAUUGUACCUGGAAGGCUCAGUUCUUGUGUUUGAGGACAUCUUCAGACUGAUUGCAUUCUACUGUGUCAGUAGAGAUUUGCUGCCCUUCACGCUAAGGCUGCCCCAGGCCAUCCUUGAGGCCAGCAGCUUCACAGACCUCGAGACCAUCUCCAACCUGGGCCUGGGCUUCUGGGACUCCUCACUGAACCCCCGGCGAGGUGGUGGGAGCCCCACGGAGCCCCCAAGAGACCCAGCCCCGGGAGCACCCCCAGCCUCCAGCCUCAGGUCCAGCGCCCAUUACGAGAACUGCUCGUGUGAAAUUGAGCUGUCCAUAGGAAAUGACCGCCUGUGGUUUGUGAAUCCAAUUUUCAUCGAGGACUGUGGCGGCAGUGCACUGCCUGCCGACCAGCCACCCCCUGGAAGCUGCCCCUCGCGCCUGCUGCCUCCCACCUCCUUUGCUACCUCACCCACCUCCAAGUGGGCCCCUCGCCGCCCAGCACCCCCUCCCCCGGCACCCCUGCUCCAACCCUCUGGCCCGCUCCGGCCUCCUCCACCCCCCUCUCCUGUUCUGGCCUGUCCUUUGCCCAGUACCCGCCCAGUGGCUGCUCCCCUGCCUCCAGAGGUCCUUCCUCCCACACCCCCGGUGUCCGCCCCCCGUCUAGCACCCCAUGCCCCAGGCCCCCCCGACCAUCCAAGCCAGCCACCCAUGGCAGCCUGUGAGAGGCUUUCACAGCCCACAGGCCUGGGCCCCCUCAGGGAGGAAGAGAUGAAGUCAGGGGCAUUUCCUGGCCCCUUGCCACAGACCCCUGCCCCUCCAGUCCCAGGGAAGAAGAACUUCCCUGCUGCUCCUCCCAGACGCCGCAUCUCUGAGAAGGUCUCCCUGGAGGACCAGAGCGCAGGGAAAGUGGACAGGGGGAUGGCCGCAGAGGGGGACCAGCUAGGUCUUUCCAGGGCAUCCCCGCUCAGCCUGCCUCCCCAGGGGACCUCAGACAGUCCUGGGGACAGGCCUCAGAGGACAACAGAACAAGGUCAGGAAGCAGCGGCCAAAGCCAGUGAGCCGGGCAGCCUGCCAGAGCCGCCGAGGAAGAUCCGACAACCCCCAAUCCCGCCCCCCAGGAGGAAACGGAUCUCCCAACAGCUGGCCUCAGGCCUUCCAAGCCCCUUGGAGAGCACCGAGUCGUCCACGAAGGAGGGAGCCCCCGAGAAACCCACGCCCGGUCCACCCAGAGAAGGCCAGAGCCCUGCCUCCCAAGCCAGGCCCCAGAGCCCGCACGCCCCGUCCAGCACCCGGCCCCAGAGCACGGCAGAGUUCAAGGGCUCCCUGGCCUCCCUCUCGGACAGCUUGGGAGUGCCCGCCUCGGCCACAGACCAGGACUCCUACUCAACCAGCAGCACAGAAGAGGAGCUGGAACAGCUGAGCGGCCCUGGGGGGAAGAAGAAGUCCUCGGUGAUCCUGGGCAAGGCGCGCCACCGUCUGAGCUUCGUGAGCUUCACCAAUGUCUUCCACGCGCUCCUCUCCAACAACCGCAAGCUGUCCAAGAGGGUGGUGGAACUGGCGCAGGACAAGGCCUCGUACUUCGGCAACCUGGUGCAGGACUACAAGGUGUACAGUUUGGAGAUGAUGGUGCGCCAGACCUCCAGCACAGAGAUGCUGCAGGAGAUCCGCACCAUGAUGACCCAGCUCAAGAGCUACCUGCUGCAGAGCACCGAGCUCAAGGCCCUGGUGGACCCUGCCCUGCACACCGAGGACGAGCUGGAAGCCAUUGUGGAGUCGGCCUUGUACAAGUGUGUGUUAAAGCCCUUGAAAGAAGCCAUCAAUUCAUGCCUGCAUGAGAUCCACAGCAAGGAUGGCUCGCUGCAGCAGCUCAAGGAGAACCAGCUGGUGAUCCUGGCCACCACCACCACGGACCUGGGUGUGACUACCAGCGUGCCGGAGGUGCCCGUCAUGGAGAAGAUCCUGCAGAAGUUCACCAGCAUGCACAAGGCCUACUCGCCCGAGAAGAAGAUCGCCAUCCUGCUCAAGACCUGUAAGCUCAUCUACGACUCCAUGGCCCUCGGCAACCCAGGGAAGCCCUACGGGGCAGACGACUUCUUGCCCGUGCUCAUGUACGUGCUGGCCCGAAGCAACCUCACAGAGAUGCUCCUCAACGUGGAAUACAUGAUGGAGCUCAUGGACCCUGCCCUGCAGCUGGGGGAGGGGUCCUACUACCUGACCACCACCUACGGGGCCCUGGAGCACAUCAAGAACUACGACAAGAUCACGGUGACCCGGCAGCUGAGCAUGGAGGUGCAGGACUCCAUCCACCGCUGGGAGCGCCGGCGCACGCUCAACAAGGCCCGGGCCUCGCGCUCCUCCGUGCAGGACUUCAUCUGCGUGUCGUACCUGGAGCCCGAUCACCAGUCGCGGACGCUGGCGUCGCGGGCCGACACGCCGGCCGAGGCGCUGUGCGCGCAGUGCGCCGACAAGUUCGAGGUGCCGCGGCCCCAGGAGCACCGGCUGUUCGUGCUGGUGGACGGGCGCUGCUUCCAGUUGGCCGACGAGGCGCUGCCGCACCGCAUCAAGGGCUACCUGCUGCGGAGCGAGCCCAAGCGCGACUUCCACUUCGUGUACCGGCCCCUGGACGGCGGCGGGGGCAGCGGGGGCCCGCCCUGCCUCGUGGUGCGGGAGCCCAACUUCCUGUGAGGCCCGGGCGCCCCCCGGCCCCUCGGGGGGCCGCAUGUCAAGACUGGCCGGCGCGCGAAGCCGAGAAGCGGGCCGACGGGGCUCCCGCUCCUCGCCCCCCCCCCCCCGCAAGCCUGCAGGAGCCCCCCAUCUGAGCGCGCGCGCACACACACACACAGUCCCAAGGUGGGUGGGAUGGAGGGCAUGCCCCCGUGUCACACUUGCUUGCAACAUCCUGAGUGUGCCUAGGCCAAGCGGGCAGAACAAUCAGGGCAGAACACUCGAGAAGAGAAUAUGAAGCAUGCAGGCGCAGCGUCCUUCAUGAAGGAGAGUGAGAGCACCCAGAGGCCAAGUUCUUCGUUAGACAGAAAGGGAAAUGAGGCUCAGAGAGGGAAGGGACUCUCCCACCAGCUGCAGCAAACAGAGCCCCGGCCUGGCCCCUGUUCCCUCACAGCCCUGCAGGCCGGUCCUUCCGCCCCACCCCCCUGCCCCCCACUCCUCCCUGUUUCACGGGAAGGGCUCCUUUCCCCAGGACUGUCCUUCGGAGGAGCGGCCUGGCCACAUCUGCCCACACCCCUCCCCCCAUGGAGCUGGGGUGUUUUGGACCCUCCCAGCAUCUCAGGAGCAUCUCAGGGUGUGUAUUGAGGAGACAAGCCCCCCCAUCCCGACAGGGGAGACUGCCCUCAGCUACCAGUGCCCACAAUCAUCCACCCUCCCCCGCAGUUUCUGAGCCCCUCCUACACCAGGACCACCCAGCAAGGCCAGCUCCGCACCUGCAUGGACAAGCCCAGCUCCAGCCACCGGAGAACACUGACGGAGCCCUCUCCCUGGUGGACACACCCCGGGGCUGUGGCAAUGGGACAAGAGAUGCUGUGUGGGGAGAAUUUAAUAAAAGCUCUUUUAAAAA